Messenger RNA from Dromaius novaehollandiae (emu), 1203 nucleotides. RefSeq names its product maestro heat-like repeat family member 5. The coding region runs from base 74 to 997 and encodes 307 amino acids. Lineage: Eukaryota; Metazoa; Chordata; Aves; Casuariiformes; Dromaiidae. The transcript is spliced from 8 exons. The record is from RefSeq and is a predicted model, not a curated record. Gene Ontology annotation, cellular component: cytoplasm.
CCUGUGUCGCUGGAUCUUCUGCCAGCUGGCAAGUGUGCUGAGGAGGGAGGACCAGUGUCGUCAGCUGCCCGCCAUGGCUUUCUUCGUUGAGCUGCUGGAGUGCCCUGACCUCGCCGAUACGGAUGAUGCCGUCCUGCCGCUGCUUUGGAGUUCUGUGCAGACUCAGGGCCUGGAGAUGCGCACACUGGCAUUCAGAGGCCUCCUGAGGCUGUCGACAAGCCCCGAGAUGGCAAGGAAAAUGCAGAGCAUGCUGCCAGAGCUCCUGGAGUGUCUGCAGGAUGUUCGCAGGGACAUGCGUGUGGGAAGCCUGCUGCUGCUGCGCAACAUCCUCAGCUACCUAGAGCAGAAGGGCUCCAACCCCAUGGCUCUGCAGCUGGCGGAGAAGCUUCUGCUGCUCUUUGCUGACAAAGACCGCACAGUGCGAGAGCUCUCCAUCCUCGUCUUCAAAGACCUGAUGGGGAGUGUGGUGGGGAAGAACAAACGGUGGCUGAAGCAGCAUGUGCAGAGGAGCCUGGUGCCGCUCUUGCUGCACAUGAGUGAGCAGAUCGCGAGCGUGGCCCAGGCCUCUCGGGAAGCCCUUGUCAGUGCUGCACGGCUCCUGAAGUGGGAGGAGCUCAAGCAACUGGCCAGAGCAGGGCAGACGUGGAAGAUCGGGGAGUACCUGGUGCUGAGGGACAGGAGCAGAGUGGAGCAAUACCUGCAGCAGAGCCGGCCCUACUUGGAGAACCCUCAGGCCUCCUUGCGGGAGGCAGCCGUGAGGCUCAUUGGGCUCAUUGGGCAGCAAGUGAAGCAGAAGGCGGCGAAGGUGCAGGAGAUCUGCGAGGCCCUCCAGCUCCUGGAAAAUGACCCUGACCCCUCAGUGCGUUGCCUGGUGACACAGACCUUGCUGAACCUGAGAAGUGCCAGGACAACGUCUCCAUCGAGGUUCAGCUUUGGAGCACUGGGUCAGUGGCUGCAGAGAGCAUGGCAGAGGGGUCCCCGUCCCGCCAGGAGGUGACUCUUUGAGCAGAGCUGGCACAGCUGUGCCAAUGCCCUGGUGCGGCACGCCGCAGACAAGCAAGUGUGCUGGAAGGUCUGGGCCAUUGCUGGCAUCUGCUGCAGCCACAGGAGAGCUCGACACCUGGAGUGCAGCCUGUCCCACUCUUGUGCUCCCCCUUCAUGCCUUUAUUGUGCUUUCCGCAAAGAUAGAGCCCUGUUUCUUCA